This is a messenger RNA of Triticum dicoccoides, 1551 nucleotides long. RefSeq lists its product as uncharacterized. The transcript is spliced from 5 exons. NCBI's taxonomy places the organism in Eukaryota, Viridiplantae, Streptophyta, Magnoliopsida, Poales, Poaceae. The record is from RefSeq and is a predicted model, not a curated record. Bases 273 to 1433 code for a protein of 386 amino acids.
ACCUAAACUAUCCACCUCAGGAGGAGUCCGGCCCCCCGACUCGGUCAGUGAGGCGUCGUCCAACGCGACGCUAGCAUCUCGAGCCACGCGAGCGUCCCUUGAUCCUCGAACUGACCGUCGCACGCCGGCGGCCGUCCUCCCUCCCACUGCCGGCCUGCACAUAACAACUGUCAGCCAAAGAUCCACGCCUGGCGGCGUGCGUCUUAAAUAGAUCGCAGCUGUAGCUUUGGUGCCACCGCGCUCUCCUUGUUCCUUUCGCGUUGUCGUCGUCGAUGGAGAAGGCCAUGGACUCCUACAACAAGGGGGGUGGCGCCGGCGAGGUCAGGAGGAUCAACGUGGUGUACUUCCUCAGCCGCGGCGGCAGGACCGACCACCCCCACCUCUUCCGCGUCAACCACCUCCACCGCUCCGGCGUGCGCCUCCGGGAUGUGAAGCGGUGGCUCUCGGAGGUCCGCGGCAAGGACAUGCCGGAGAACUUCUCCUGGGCUUACAAAAGAAAGUACAAGGCCGGGUACGUAUGGCAGGACCUAAUGGACGAUGACCUCAUCACGCCCAUCUCCGACAACGAGUACGUGCUCAAGGGCUGCGACGUGCGUGGAACCCCUCCUCCUCCUCCUUGCGCCGACGUGCCAAAGCCUUCUUCCUUGGCAGACGAGAAGAAGCUGCACCGGACGGAAGAAAAGGGCCGGAAGCAGGCCGAGGAGGAGCUCCAGGCGGCGCCAGACUCCGACGAGAGCUCCCCGAAGCCGCCGCCGCCGAUCGACCAGGGCUCGCCGAGCAGCGAGGGCGAGGCGGCGCAUUUCAGGAUCGUCCUGCCGCUGGACCUUGAGGAGCGAAAGCGGCGGCAGCAGGAGGCCGCGAGACGUGCGGUCACGACAGAGCGGCAGGCGUUGGUGGUGCGGGCGGCGGCGCCGGGCGUCAGGAAGCAGCAGCCGGCCGUGGGGAGGGCGCGGAGGAUGCGCGUGGCGCGGGUGCUCCACAGCAUCCUCACGUGCGGCGCGGCCGACUCCGUGGACGCCGCCGCGCUCCAGCCCGUCGCGCUGCCUCGGGCGAGAGGUGGCUCCGACGACGACGAGGACCGCCGGGACACGACGCCCGUGUGCCCCGGCAUGGACGGCUGCGGCAUCCACAUGAACAGGAAGGUGAGGCUGCGGCGAGGCGGGAAAGACAAGGCGAAGCCGGAUGGAGGGAAGCGUCCCGGCGCCGUCGCGGCCGCGCACAAGCCGGCGAGCCUGCCGCUCUGCUCGCAGUGCGGGAAGGAGUUCAAGCCGCAGGAUCUGCACUCGCACAUGCAGUCAUGCAGGGGCUUCAGGGCGCGGAUGAGGAGCAGCAACGGCACCCGUGGCGUGGACAGGAACCACACGAGGAGCGCCAGGGCCGACGACUCUUCCCCGGAGAGGACGUCCACCGGGCUCCUCCUCACUCAGUCGUGAUGUGAUCAGUGUUGCGAAAUGUAAAUGUGAACACGUAGGUGCGUGCGGACGAAUUUUGGAAUUAUUUAGGGUGGCGUUUAUACAACAGUUUGGAGCCGAGUGCAUCUUUCUUUGCUUC